Messenger RNA from Penicillium riverlandense, 390 nucleotides. RefSeq lists its product as uncharacterized. The coding region runs from base 1 to 390 and encodes 129 amino acids. NCBI's taxonomy places the organism in Eukaryota, Fungi, Ascomycota, Eurotiomycetes, Eurotiales, Aspergillaceae. The record is from RefSeq and is a predicted model, not a curated record. Gene Ontology annotation, cellular component: U1 snRNP; U2-type prespliceosome. The transcript has a single exon. Gene Ontology annotation, biological process: mRNA splice site recognition. Gene Ontology annotation, molecular function: mRNA binding.
AUGGCCAUGAACGAACUGCACAAGAUCCAAACGGCGAAAUUCCAGAAGGAGCAGAUCGAGCGCGACCUCAAGAAUCUCCAGGAUACCUCCGGUCCUUCGGGACAUCAGAAACUGCAGGUCUGCGACGUGUGCGGCGCCUACCUCUCCCGACUUGACAAUGACCGACGGCUGGCGGAUCACUUCUUCGGGAAGAUGCACAUGGGCUAUUCGGAUAUGCGCAAGACAUACAAGAAGCUGAGUGCCGAGCUGAAGGGCCGGGCUCCGCCUGUGCGGCAGCACCAUGAGGAGGAUGAUAACCCGUACACUAAUGGUGGUCGGGCUGGUGGCCGGGGUCCACGGUAUGGUGGUGGCGGCGGCGGUGGUUAUAGGAGGCGCGGAGGCAGAUGGUGA